CCUAGAACUUAGCGAGCGGCUGCGCACCCCUGCACAUAUGACAGCAUGCACUUUUCAUUUUGCUACAUCAUCCACUUCUGCUAUUCAGCAGGACCUCUAUCAUAACAUAUUGACACUCUACUUCGCGCCAUGGAAGGUUUCUAUCUCAACAAUAUCUCCAAAUACCACUCACUACUCGAUGCGCUUGAUCCUGUCCCAAAGCCGCGAAUACCACAUGGAAGACCGGGUCCUAACAUGAUUGUCAGCGCCCGAAUCCGGCCUCUGUCUGGGAGCGAAGAGUUCCCCUCUGCAGUCUUCCCUCGGAGGGACCAAGGAAAUGUGAUAGAUAUUCAUGAUCUGUAUAACCAUCCUAAAGGUCAGCCGAUUCUCAAGUCGUCCGAUUACCAAGUAGAUCGGCUUUUCAACAUGAACUCGACCACCAAGGAGAUCUACGAGGAACUUGUUGUCGACCUGGUUCCGUAUGCUUGGAACGGUGGUGUCGGAACCUUGUUCGCCUAUGGACAGACAGGCUCUGGCAAGACAUUCACAGUCAGCAAGGUUGAAGAGUUCGUAGGAGAAACACUCAUGAACGGAAAUCUUGAUGGGAAGAGGGAGGUUUACAUAACCAUCAUCGAUCUCGCCGGAAACGCUGCAUUCGAUCUAUUGAAUGAGCGAGAACCCAUCUCCCUCCGCGAAGAUGCCUCUGGUGCUACUCAGAUGGUAGGCGCCCAGGAGAAUCAAGUGUUCAGCGUGGACGACAUGAGGACUAUGGUGGAGCGUGCGACCUCAUUCAGACGAACGGCACCAACACUCAAAAACCCCGCGUCCUCGCGCUCGCAUGCUAUUUGCCGCAUUAGGAUCAAGAAUACUGUCAAUGGAUCAGAUGGUAUGCUCUAUCUGGUCGAUCUCGCUGGGUCAGAAGCUGCUCGCGACGUUGCGGUGCAUGGCGCGGACCGCAUGCGCGAGACGAAACAGAUCAAUAUCAGUCUCUCGGCGUUGAAAGAUUGCAUUCGUGCAAAAGCUCAGUCAGAUAAUGCGGCAACUCUGGGGAAAGAGAAGCUGGGCCAGAAAGUGCCACACAUUCCAUUCAGACAGAGUGCAUUGACAAGGGUCUUGAAACAUGUAUUUGACCCAGCGAGUACUCGAGAGUGCAGGACAAUCGUAAUAGCCUGCGUCAACCCAAGCCUUGCAGAUGUUGGACCAACCAAGAACACGCUGCGGUUUGCGGAGCUGUUGCGGGUCUCGAUUCCUGUUAAGGAGGAAGAUACGGAGAGGAAGACCGCCAUGCACUGGACGAACGCGCAGUUGAAGGAGUGGAUCAAAGAGAACUCGGGUAACCCCCCGAUCCUAGGCAAUGUUGUAGCUCCCCGCGAAUCCGGAGCCCAACACUUCAAGCUCUCUGGUCAAGAGAUUGAGUAUCGAUGUCAAAAGUGUCCGGGCGUUAAUCGAGGGCAAGCACAGGCAUUCCGUGCAAAAUUAUGGCAUAUGUACAUCAGCCCAUAA
Paraphaeosphaeria sporulosa is the source of this 1482-nucleotide messenger RNA. Its product is annotated as P-loop containing nucleoside triphosphate hydrolase protein. NCBI's taxonomy places the organism in Eukaryota, Fungi, Ascomycota, Dothideomycetes, Pleosporales, Didymosphaeriaceae. The coding region runs from base 130 to 1482 and encodes 450 amino acids. The transcript is spliced from 3 exons. The record is from RefSeq and is a predicted model, not a curated record. Gene Ontology annotation, molecular function: microtubule motor activity; microtubule binding; ATP hydrolysis activity. Gene Ontology annotation, biological process: microtubule-based movement. Gene Ontology annotation, cellular component: spindle; kinesin complex; microtubule.